This is a messenger RNA of Aaosphaeria arxii CBS 175.79, 1410 nucleotides long. RefSeq lists its product as uncharacterized. The transcript is spliced from 3 exons. The record is from RefSeq and is a predicted model, not a curated record. Lineage: Eukaryota; Fungi; Ascomycota; Dothideomycetes; Pleosporales. The coding region runs from base 1 to 1410 and encodes 469 amino acids.
AUGGCGGACGUUGACAGAGCUACAUUGGAUCCGCCUCCGCCAUAUUCGGAGGCAGUAGCUACUACGCCAAAGACACAAGGCGGCGCAUUGCCGAGUGUAUCGCAAUCUCAAGCAGCUGCUCCCACGCCUAACAAAAAGUCAUUAUGGAAGAGACCGGUAAUGAUACCUAUAGUACUACUGGGGGUUGGGGUAAUCGUUGGAGUCAUCGUCGGGACAGUAGUUGGCGCCAAACGUGUCAAUGCGAGUAACGCAUCAAGUUCUCGAUUGCAAUCGGGUGUAACGUCUUCGUAUCCUUAUUACUAUUAUCCUAGUACUACAACGACAUACAUAUCGAGCUCGACUUAUUAUUACGACUACCCUACCGAAUCACCAAACCCAGAACCGCGACCAAUGUUAAAUAACCAAAGCAUCAUUCCUCGAACGUUUGGCGGAGCCUCUGAGUCGCCAUUCGGUCUGACCGCCUGGGACCUGAAGGAAGACGGAACAUUAUGGAUUGAAGAAAGCAGACAAGGCGAAUGGAUCAAAGUGCUCGACCAGAAGUUCCUGCUCGCCCCGAUAGCUGUCAAGACCGGCGACGGCACCCAGAUGGCGGUUUCAGUCGACGCAAUUACUGGCCAAAUAGUGGUUGCGUACUUUAGGGAUGUGUCUCGAGGUAACGGUGGGAUUGAUAUCUUCGCUAUUGACUCGAUGGGCGAAAUGUGGACUGUCUCGCAAGACAACGGCUUCUGGAGUGAGUUCGAAUACUUGGGCUCCGAGUUCACUGGCGAAGUGUCUGCGACGUCAUGGGAUGAAAAAAGGAUCGAUGUCUUUGCCAGACGCAACACCUGGAUUUAUCAUCUGUGGUGGACAAAUGAGGGAGGCUGGUCGAACUUGUGGGAAGAGCUAGGAGAAGCGUAUGUCAUCGAAGAUACCGAUUUCUCGCCGCCGCGGGCAGUAUCGUGGCGUUCUCCCGAGGGCGACGGAAUAAUCGACGUUGUGGUCAACUCUGGUUCGACUUACCACAAGAUGUUCAGCAAUGGUGCAUGGGGCAAUGACUGGGACAUCGUACCGGCAAGCCAUGAGGGAGGGGUACUUCCACAUACAAUCAGCGUUGUUUCUGGGGAUGGUGUGGAUGAACGACCAUUCGCACACAUGAUGGCUCGAGGAGACGACAACUGUAUCCAUUACAUCUCUCAUAACGGCACCGAAUGGGAUUCCUGGGUCCCUCUUUGGUGUGGUGAGAACGGUGUGGAUCGCGAGAUUAUAAGCCAUAUGGCGACAAGUAUCAUCAGGGGCGAAGAUGGUGUUGUCGAUUGUAUAGUACGUGACUACAGUGGAGACUUGAUGCGCUAUCAGGUGAAAGGGCAUCUAGAUCCAGAAGGCUUGCCGCCGUUUAAUGACGACUGGGAGAUAUUAGGGGCGGGUGGGUGA